This is a messenger RNA of Linum trigynum, 1050 nucleotides long. Lineage: Eukaryota; Viridiplantae; Streptophyta; Magnoliopsida; Malpighiales; Linaceae. The record is from the annotation of a GenBank genome assembly.
AUGUUGUCCAAGUGGCUGUGGCGGUUUGCAACGGAGAGGGAUAGUUGGUGGCGCAAACUUAUCGAUAUCAAGUAUCACAACCCCUCUUCUGUUUGGCAAACGGAAAAGGUUAGAAGCGGUUUUUCUCAAUCGGUGUGGGAGAACAUAACGAAAGAAUACGAGCUAUUUUGGAAGUUUGCAAGUCUUGACCCGGGUAAUGGGUCCAUGAUUUCAUUCUGGCAUGACGCUUGGAACCAGGGGAUAGUUCUGUCUUCUGCAUUUCCACGCGUUGCUGCUGCCACUGUCGACUCCGAAGCAAGACUGUCCGACGUAGCAUCCCUCAAUGGUGAGUUGGUGAGUUGGUCUUUCAAUCUUAAAUAUAAUUUGAGGGGGGGUGCUGAUCGGGAGAGGGUAGAGUUGUUGAAUUUUCUUAAUAAUAUUCCUAUGAACAACAAUGCUUUUAGUCCGUGCAGAAUAGUUUGGAAUCCUGAUCCAAACAGUAAGUUCUCGGUGAGCUCUUUAUACAGGAACAUUGUGCAGGAUACGAUGCCAGGAGUGCACGAUUUCCCGUUGAAGCAAGUCUGGAAGAAAUUGAUCCCUAGUAAAGUGUGCUUUUUUAUGUGGAUGGUUUUUCAUAACAAAAUUCUUACAGUUGACAACUUGAAGAGGAGAGGAUGGCUGAUGGCGAACAGAUGUUGUCUCUGUUGUAGAAAUGAAGAAUCCAUCAAUCACUUGCUGGUGGAUUGUGUCUUUGUCAAGGAAGUGUGGAGACAUAUAAACAGGGGGAGAACGGUUUUGUCCUUCCAAGACAGGGAGGUGAAAUUAAUAAUCAAACACAGCCCUAAUUCCAAGCCGGGAAACGUCGGUGAGUGGUUUAGAGAAUGUAUACUACAUGCUGUUUGGUGGUUUAUAUGGUUGGAAAGGAACCAAAGAGUUUUCGAAGAGAAGAAGUCGACAACCAUGGGGGUGGCUAGAAGAGCGGCGAGGAACGUGAUGGAAUGGUUGUUGGCCUAUGGCCAGAUUGAUAGAAUUCAGGGUGAGGCUUGGUUGCACGAGCUCUUGUUGAUCUGA